Molecule: messenger RNA, 3801 nt
Organism: Lates calcarifer (barramundi perch)
Lineage: Eukaryota; Metazoa; Chordata; Actinopteri; Centropomidae
Gene: slc7a11
Product: solute carrier family 7 member 11
Exons: 12
Coding region: 357-1868 (503 amino acids)
Biological process (GO): amino acid transmembrane transport
Cellular component (GO): membrane
Molecular function (GO): L-amino acid transmembrane transporter activity
Source: RefSeq, a predicted model, not a curated record
CACAGGUAACCAAACACAGGGUGACACGGCAUUACUGACGAGGGUAAAGGAGAGAGAGGAACAAGAGAGAGAAAAGUUUGCUGAAGUCAGAGAGAUAAGGAACAGGCACUAGGGGCUGUACAGUGUGAGAUGGAGCAUGAGUGACAAUAAGAGAGAGAGAGAGAGAGAGAGAGAGAGAGAGAGAGAGAGAGAGAGAGAGAGAGAGGAGGGCUUUCCUCUGUGGAAUUUAGUUCUACUCCUAGUUUUGAAACUUUGCCGGCACAAAUCACACAGUCUGUGUGAGUGAAGGUUAGACUACUACAUUUCAUUACAAUAAAUACAGUGUGCAGUGUGUUUCUUAGGAAGAGUUUAAAAAGAUGACCAAAAAACCUACAUCUACUCAAAAAGAUGGACGAGUCGCAACAAAUGGACACGUAUUUUCCCAAAAUGGAACUCACUCAGAUCCCAGUGGGAAACCGCAGGGUGCAGACAACAGGAGGGUGGAACUGGGAAAGAAGGUGACCCUGCUCCGAGGAAUCUCCAUCAUUAUCGGAACCAUCAUCGGGGCUGGGAUCUUCAUUUCUCCAAAGGGCAUCCUGAAGCACACAGGGAGUGUAGGAAUGUCCCUAAUAGUGUGGAUUGCCUGUGGUGUGCUGUCACUGUUUGGAGCCCUGUCCUAUGCUGAGCUGGGGACUUGUAUUAAGAAGUCUGGUGGACAUUACACAUAUAUAAUGGAAGCCUUUGGACCUCAGAUGGCUUUCAUAAGACUGUGGGCUGAUCUUAUUGCUAUAAGGCCUGCAGCAACAGCAGUCAUCUCUCUGGCCUUUGGUCAAUACAUCCUGGAGCCUCUGUUUAUGCCCUGUGAUAUCCCCCCUAUGGCUGUCAAACUGGCCACGGCCAUCGGCAUAACUUCUGUCAUGUACCUGAACAGUAUGAGUGUAACAUGGACAGCCAGGAUCCAGAUCUUCCUCACCUUUAGCAAGCUGCUGGCCAUCGCCAUUAUCAUUGUCCCUGGGCUGUACCAGCUCUUUAAAGGGGAGACCAGAAACUUUGACAAUGCCUUUGAGCUGACAAAUGUGAAGCUGUCUGGUAUGCCACUGGCAUUCUACUCUGGAAUGUAUGCAUAUGCUGGGUGGUUCUAUCUGAACUUUGUGACAGAGGAGGUAGAUAACCCUGAGAGGACUGUGCCAUUAGCUAUCAGUAUCUCCAUGCUGGUUGUGACCUCCUGCUAUGUACUGACCAACGUGGCGUACUACACAGUGAUGACAGCAGAGGAGCUCCUGGCCUCAGACGCUGUUGCUGUCACAUUUGCAGAGAAGAUGAUGGGGAACUUCUCAAUUGCUGUUCCAGUUUUUGUGGCCUUGUCCUGCUAUGGCUCCAUGAAUGGUGGUCUCUUUGCCUAUUCAAGGAUGUUCUAUGUGGCAUCACGUGAAGGACAUCUCCCUGAGGUUUUGUCAAUGAUCCAUGUCCGCAGACACACUCCACUGACUGCUGUUUUUAUACUGUACCCUAUGACCAUUCUCCAGCUGUUUGUGGGAGACAUCUACAGCCUGCUGAACUUCAUGAGCUUCCUGAGGUGGCUGUUCAUUGGUGUGGUGGUGCUGGGUUUAAUCUACCUCCGAUAUACGAAGCCUGACCUCCCCCGCCCCUUUAAGGUCCCACUCUUCAUCCCAGUGGUGUUCUGCCUCACAUGUUUCUUCAUGGUCUUUUUGUCUCUGUACUCGGACCCAGUAAACACAGGGAUUGGAUUUGCCAUUGCCCUCACAGGCAUCCCAGCAUACUACAUCUUCAUCUACUACAAUCACAGACCAAAGUGGAUUCAGAGGGUUUUAGAUUCCUUCAACAGAACCUUACAGAUUAUCCUGGAGGUCGUCCCUGCUGAGCAGUAACAGUACACAAACACUACUUGUACCUUUUGAUAGCUUCAAAUCAAAAUAUAUAUAGAGUCUAGUAAGAGCAAAACUGGUGUUAUACCCUCCAAAAGACUAGAACUGAAAGUCAGUUACGUGCUGGCACUAAUGUGGUUUUUAUGAUAUAGUACUCUUUGUAGAAAGGUUUGCCCCGUGUUAUUACUGUUUUCUCGAGUCUAAGCACCCAAAGACUCAGAUAUGUGUUAUUUAUGUAGUUAAUUUUUGGAGGGUCAGAUGCCAAAUGAAAUGAACAUCAUGUCUUCAAAUAAUAUCUCCUGUGAUAGAUAACUGAGCCAAAAGUAUUUAUCUGUAAUAACAGGCUUUACGAUGGAGCGUAUGAAUACACAGAGAGACCGUUUCCACCAACUUGCACAGAUGUUUUUGUUCCUUAACAAAUGGAAUGGAGAAUAAACCUUAACACUGAGUUACAACACUGGACAAUGCAUUGUUGACUGGUCAGUAACCACUGGAGUUAUAGCAGUGGAUGACUCCACUAAUGCCAUGAGAAUGCAGUUGCAACCAGCAGCUUGCAACCAGGCCAAAAUGAAGAAAAAUGCAGACUGGGUGAGAACCUGGAUGGAGAAUCUUUAUGUGAAUGACUUGUUUAGACUUUAGAAUCUCUACAUGUCACUCACCAUAUUAUUUUAUCUCCCGGCUGUCAUAAACAACCUAAUCAUUGUAAGGCUAAAAGUAGUAGUGAACAUUUUAGGACUCUUUUUUGGCAUUUUAUUGCUAAAUGUUGCCCAAAAGUCAAAGUGCAGUUCAAGGUCUCCUAAAGCACUAAGACCUGCUCACAGUCAGUAAUGGCUGCUGCCAGUCAUGCACCUCUUUUAGUCAGCAUUUUGGAAAAAUAUAAUCAUAAUUAUCUAGUAAAUAGCUAUCAGCCUAUUCGUGGUAUUCUUAUGGCAGUGGAGUGAAUAGAGGAUACGAUCAUCUCACUGAAACAUCAAGAGAAUUCAGUAAUAAUGGAGAUCAAAGCAUCAUGUCUCAGCUGGCUAUCACUAGCUGUGGGCAGUGGAUAACUCUGCAAGGUAUUUGGACAGUUCCACAUGUUUUGUUCUUCAAGGCUCUGUGCCUCAGCAGAGUAGGAGUAAUAGAUUUGAUUCAAUAUAGAAACUGUGUGGGAGCCCUAUUAUCACAGUGCCAAAUUACAAAGUUCAAAAGUAAUCGGACACUUGGCUUCUAAAUGUUUCCUGAGCAGCUGUGUACUGUUUCAAUAGCAGUUCAUGCAGAAAAGAGCUUACACAGGGCUCAGAUUUGAGAAUUGCCAUUUACAUUGAGGUGGAAAUGUCUGUCAAUACCAGAAGUAAAAAGGUGACUGCAAGUGAGGAAGAUAAUACAGCAAUAAUGCAUUCAUAAUGCAACAUUAGAGGGCCACCACAGUGCACUACUACAGAAACAAUAAUUACGUUGGCACAAAACAUAUUUCAGAUUUCUUUGUGACUUCAUUUUGUAAGUGUUCAUGUUCUAUCAGACUGCCUUUCUUCCAUUAGUUGGCAGAUAGUCCUAACACUAGGACACUGUCAUUAUUAUGACUUUGCAUCACCUCUCUGAUCUUAUGUGGACUCUCUGCUCCCCUACUAGUCCACUCACAUUUCACAUCACCUACUGAAGUGGCUUAUCUCUUUGUGGCCUGGUGUGGUUACAGUCUUGCAUGAUUUCCAUGUCCACACAGGGUGCACCCUUGUGGACAUCCAUGUGCAGCCCAAAGUUAUUGAUUCAUUCCUGGUGGAUUACUUGGUACUAUAUUUCUGAUGUUCACCUCUAGAUUGUUGUGAGGAAAGGUAAAACAAUUGUUGCCAUGAUAACCUUUCAGAGUUGUACAAUCCUGUCUGUGAGUAUCAUAAACCACUGUGCUGUGUUAUGGAGUCUAAUAAGCUUUUAAACACAUAAAUCCAUUCCUCCAACUGGA